GUGGGGUGACCCAUCCGGAUGUGGCUCGUGUGACCCCUCUAAGAACUCCUCCCAAUGCUCUCUACCAAUCGCGAUGGGUUUCGGCCGCAUAGGACCACCCCCAGAGCAGAUUUGACCAAUCGGUGGUGUUCCGGGGUGGAGUGACCCGCCCAGAUGAGGGUCUUGUCACCCUUCUAAGAACUCCAACCAGCGCCCUCUGCCAAUCAGAGCGCAACACUAUCACCCCAUAAGUCCCAGCGCCGGGGCAGAAGAGGCCAUCUUUUACCAAGGAUGCGUGCUUUAGAAAUCAUGGAAACAUGGGCUCCUUCACCAUCCCUGUGAGCACUUUGGACAUUGUUUUCGCCCCGAGGGCCUUUGGGCUUUUGUGGAGAAAGGGCUAGAUCAGUGACAGUUCCCACGAGGGCUCUUUGACUCAGCCGUCGAUGGAUACGCCAGAACCCGAAACCCAAAUUCUCGUGAGGCACCCCAAUGAGCAUGAAGGCCUCUCAGUUUUCACCCCCCUAGAGGUGGAAGGCGAACACAGCUCGGGGGAGUCAUCGGAGAACGAGGUGAAUGGAAAAGACAUUGCUCAGCUUGAUGAUGCCUUUCUAGAGGAGCCAGAGGCCCUGGACAGCAUUACAUCAAGCAGCGAAGAUGAACCAGGCUCUCCUUGUUUUUGCUCAAUGCCGAUACAAAUUGUUGAAGAGGACUCCGAGGAUGACAGCUAUGAGGAGUUUAGGAGGCUUGGCAUGGAAGUAACUGAGCCAGUGCCACGUCGUGAGCAUAAAAUAGUCAUGCGGACUAUUGUACGUGUUGCUGUUUAUGCUGUCCUUAAUCCCGGCCUUAGGGAAAAGCUUUCUGAAGAUUGUGAGGGCCGUGUCAUAGAUGUGCCAGCCCAACGGCGCCAUGACUGUGCGACUUGGACUUCAGUAGAUCUAAACUGCAAGCUCCGGGGCCUGUGUGCUGAGCUGUAUUUGGAAAGCUUAUUAAACACUGUUCUUGCCAUAGGUUAUGCUAUGCAAUGUCUGUGCCUAACCCAAGAACAUUUAGCAUAAGGGGUGACCUUGAUAAAUGCUGUGCAAUUUAGUGCAGACUCUGACCGUGUUUUAAAGAAAAUGACCAAACCGGAAGAUGUCUGCGUCACAUUAUUGACUUGAACUGGGACCGUAUAGAACAUGGUUGCAACCAAGGUCCUGUAGUGGCACCAAAUCUUAUGUAAAGGGGGUCAUAUAAGGGGUCUAAGACCAG
Mauremys reevesii (Reeves's turtle) is the source of this 1227-nucleotide messenger RNA. RefSeq lists its product as uncharacterized. The record is from RefSeq and is a predicted model, not a curated record. The coding region runs from base 423 to 1034 and encodes 203 amino acids. The transcript is spliced from 2 exons. Lineage: Eukaryota; Metazoa; Chordata; Testudines; Geoemydidae.